Copidosoma floridanum is the source of this 5089-nucleotide messenger RNA. It is a transcript of the gene Ube4B, whose product is annotated as Ubiquitination factor E4B. Lineage: Eukaryota; Metazoa; Arthropoda; Insecta; Hymenoptera; Encyrtidae. Gene Ontology annotation, cellular component: cytoplasm; ubiquitin ligase complex; nucleus. Gene Ontology annotation, biological process: ERAD pathway; protein polyubiquitination; ubiquitin-dependent protein catabolic process. The record is from RefSeq and is a predicted model, not a curated record. Gene Ontology annotation, molecular function: ubiquitin-ubiquitin ligase activity.
UUCAGUCGAGACGUCGAGAGUAUAUCCUAGAGAGUAGGACGUAGGUAUAAAAAUAAACGCGUCGUCGUCACUCGUCAUCGCGAUUCAAAAAAACCUUUGAUUUCUUUGGAAGCGGGCAUAUAUUGUAACAACCCAAACGUCAUCAGCAUCAACCCUACGAGGCAAAACAAAUUACAGGUUACAGUUGCUGUAAUAGAGCAAAAAAGAGAAAACACGAAAGAGGACACUUUUGGAAAAUUGACAGCUGCCUAGGGAGCAACAAGCAUUAUAUAUCUGUAAGCACAACAACGGGUAGGUAUAGGAUUGCUCAGCUGUUUUGAUGUUUUGAAAGAGCCUCUUUCUUCGAUCGUUGCCUCGUGCAUGCGUGCAACAAGGAGAGGUUGAUUUACCGUGCGUGUGGCCGUGUGCUCUCGACUCUCGACUUGAUUAAACUACAGCGUCAGAGCUGGAUGUCCUGUCUUGGCUCCAAGAGAAGAGUGGCAUCACAUCACACUGCAGACUUGCUUCAGAGUUAAAAAUCACCUAUCACGUUAAGAUUUUCAAUUUGACGCAAACAUUGAAUUAGAGCCCUCUGCACGCAUUUUAUGGAUUGACACAUUUAUGACACGUUGACGUCGUGUUGUGAGUUGGAAAUUUGGAACGGUGGAACCCCAUAUACUAUACAACACUUAUUUAUCAAAGCAGCGCAGUUUCUAUAUAUAAUAUCGCAAUUGCAACGAACAAAGAUACAGCACUUUCAGAUCUCGGAUCAUCGGAGGGAGCCGCACACCUACACAGUGUAUAUCUAGUAGUAACGUGCACCCUUUAUAUAAAAAGGAGUUGGUGCGGAAAAAGAGGAAAGCAGUUAAAAGCAGACAGCUAGAGCAGAGGGGCCACAGAGAACGGGAAGAGAAGUGAAGAGAGAGCGUAUAGAGGUAGGCUGUGCUGUGAAUAUUGUGAGAGAGCUGUAAGUCGCUUAUAUUAUCAGAAGAGAGAGCCCCAUAUACUUACUUGCUGCAAACCUGUCAUUCCCGGAGGAAGAAGUAGUGUCGGACGAGUUUCGACACCUCGUCAGCCGUAACAAUGAGUGAACUCAAUCCCGAGGAGAUAAGAAGGCGGCGCUUGGCACGCUUGGCCAGCCUUGACACCACUCGUACCCCUCCUAGUGGUUCACCUUCUGCAACGACAUCUCCGGAAAAUGGAGUUCCAAGCUCGCCAAGUGCUCUCCAGUUGCAGCCACCCAGCGCGGCUGUUUCGCCAUCUGUGGAUCCGACUCCUCCACAGCUCCCUGAAAAGGAGACACCCAUGGAGGUUGAGGAUAGCAGUGAGAAACAGUGCAAUUCAUCCGGAGUCGAUGUAGAUUCUGGAAUCGAAAACAUGGAAGUCGAUGACUCAGAUCGAAGAGAAAUACCCCCGAGAUCGAGGACAACAAGCUCGAGCUCGUCGGAAGUUACAGUCGAACAAGUUCACGCCAUCGUGUCACGAGUGCUUGCGGUCUCGUGGAAAAUGUCGACAGAGGGAACGAUAUAUCUCCCCGACACGGCCAAAAAUGCAGAUUCUUUCAACAGCACGGAAAUCGCCGAUCUCACCAGUCAAGCGAUCAUGGAGGUUCUCUUUAAAUUCUCCAGCGGCGAAGAUCCGCUGAAAGAUAUUGCUGUAGACGUAUCUCUCGACUGUAAAGAUAAUCCGAGCAAUCUCUCCACUCCAAUGCAAAGUCCGGUUACAACACUCCCGGUGGAUCCGUCAACUUCGAGUCAGCCUGACGUUACACCGAGCGACCAGUCACCCGAACCAAAAAGCAUUGUUUACUUGUUAGAUUGCUACGCUCGAGUUGCCGCUGAAGAAAAAAAUCAUCCCAAGCGAUCGAGUGUGCCACCAUUGUCUGACGUGUUUGCAACACUACGUGCGCAAUGCGUGCAGCACGUCAGUCUUCUUCUCCAAGGCUACCUGCCCUCGGACCAGGCCAGCCAGCCGUCCUCGUCCUGCAAGUCUGCUCUGCUUCCCUACGUUCUCAAACAAAAAUUACCUCGUGGCUUUCUCCACGAGCUGGUCGCUCGCACGCACACCGAUUCCGAGGCUUUCUCUGGAAUCUUUUCCCCACUGUUGCAGAGCCUUUAUUUAUCGAUGCAGAGCGCCAGUUUUAUCGGAAAUACUCAUAGAUGGCCAAUCGAGGCGCUCGAGGAGCUUGUAGAAAUACGUUGUGGACCUAACGGUAACGUAAAACCGAUUUGCAAGUUGAUCACGAGUCAGGUGCAAUUUAUGCCCGAAUGCGUGACUCCGGCAACUGGCAGGGAAAUCGCCAGAACCUCUUUCUUGGGACCUUUCCUCAACGUUUCCAUAUUUGCCCAGGAUCAGCCAAAGGUGGCUGACAAAUUCUUCAGUGGCAACAGCUGCAGUGACAAAAUGAUGACUGUCACCCUGCAAAAAGAGCUCGAAAGUAUCAGGGCUGCUCUACACAAAAUAUUUCACGCCAUUCUCCAGAACAGCGCAUGCCGUGAACACACAUUGAAAUACAUUGCUUGUUUGAUUCGCAACAACGAGAAGCGGUCACAAAUUCUGACUGACGAGGCUCUACUAGCCCCCGACGGCUUCUUCAUCAAUCUUCUCUCAGUUUUGCAGCUACUCUCCAUUAAAAUCAAUGUCGAUAACAUAGACUACAUGUAUCCUUUCCAUCCCUCGUCGCUCUUGGAUGUAACUAAUGAGACAAAAUUGAAACUUACUUCCCAAGAGGUUACCGAUUGGCUUGAAGAAAUCCAAAAAAAUGGCCACACAUGGAGUAAAGUGAAAUUUUCGACGCAUUGCUGGUUCUUCACACUACACUGCCACCACAUAGGUCUCAUACCAACUCUACAAAAGUAUCAGGAAAAACUCAAGCUCAUGCGCGAAGUGCAAAAAAAGGUGGAUGAGCUGCAGGCGACAGAAUCCCAGUGGAAGGAUUCGGUUCACGCACCACAAAAUAAAGAACUAAUCAAGCGUUGGAAAUACCAGCUCAAACGAUUAACCAAAUUUAAAGCUUGCGCCGAGGCAGUUCUGCUCGAUCCGUUUCUUUUACGUAGAUCGCUGCACUUUUACACCUCCGCGACUGAGGUGUUAUUGAAAUUGCUGACCGGUGUCAACAGCAUCGGUGAACUGACAUAUGACGAUAAUUUAGUUAAUAUUCUGAGCAACCGUUCCGAGACGCCGAAAAUUUUCACUGCCCUACCAGAGUGGUACAUCGAUGAUAUCGCCGACUUCUUAAUAUUUUUGCUCCAGUUUGGUUCAAAUAUAUUAGACAAAAAUCUCGAUUCCAUUAUCAUCUCAUGGCUAUUAGUGUUGAUAUGUGCUCAAGACUGCAUGAAAAACCCCUAUUUGGUAGCUAAAUUAAUCGAAGUUUUAUAUUUACUUAACGGAAAAGCUGAAAACACAAACAACCAGAUAAUGGGUCAUCCACUUUCGAGUUUAGUGCUGCCCUCGACUCUCAUGAAAUUCUAUACAGACGUCGAGACAACUGGAGCUUCGUCCGAAUUUUAUGACAAAUUCUUCAUUCGUUACCACAUUUCCAUCAUCUUGAAAACGAUGUGGGGAAACGAGGUGCACAAGGCCGCUAUAAUACGUGAAAGCUCGAACGGCAAGCAGUUUGUCAAGUUUAUCAACAUGCUGAUGAACGACACGACUUUUUUGCUCGACGAGUCACUCGAAGCGUUAAAACGUAUCCACGAGGUCCAGGAAAUCAUGUCCGACCAGGCAGCCUGGGCUGCGCUACCUCAAGAACAGCAACAGUCGCGUACACGGCAACUGGCAACUGACGAGCGACAAGCCAAAUCUUACAUGAUGUUGGCUCGAGAAACAGUUCAGAUGUUCCACUAUCUCACAGUCAAAAUCACGGAGCCCUUCCUCAGGCCUGAGCUGGCCAACAGACUGAGUGCUAUGUUAAACUUCAAUUUACAACAACUUUGUGGGCCAAAGUGCAACAAUUUGAAAGUCAAGAAGCCACAAAAGUACGCUUGGGAGCCGAGAAUUUUGCUUAGCAACAUUGUGGAUAUCUAUUUGCACCUUGAUUGCCAAAAGUUUGCAGCAGCUCUUGCAAACGACGAGAGAUCGUUUUCGAAAGAAUUAUUUGCCGAAGCAGCAAAACGAAUGGAGAAAUCGGGUAUCAAGUCGGCAGCAGAGAUUGAGCGAUUCGUUGCUCUCGCGGAACAUGCAUCCCAGAUACAAAUCGAUAACAGGGCGCGCGAAGAGGACUACAACGAUGCGCCCGAUGAGUUCAAAGAUCCGCUUAUGGGUACGAUUAUGGAGGAGCCAGUGAAACUACCAUCUGGUAUCGUUAUGGACAAGGACGUCAUCAUCCGACAUUUGUUAAACAGUGCGACCGAUCCAUUCAGUAGGCAACCUCUUAGCGAAGAUAUGCUUGCACCCGUUGACGAUUUAAAAGCAAAAAUUUCAGAAUGGAAACAGCAAAAGAAUACUUCAACCGGUGUCUAAAUCAUCACCAAGAUGCUGUAUUGAAGAAAAACGAACUGAGUGUGUGAUGCAUAAAAAAAAUAAUGAUGGAGUGACGAAAUUUUUUGCUCGUCCAAAAAUGAGGUAUCAUGCAAUCACAAACAGUGCAUUUUUUUUCAUCUUGAUAGAUGAACAAAACAGAAGAACAAGGCACGCGAUCUCUCUUGUUUGUGCUGCAACUAAAAUCAUGAUAAAUUUGCCGGUUUUUUUGUAAUGUGUGAAAAAUAAUGGAUAAACACAUAUUGCAAACUUGAGCUAAAAACUGCCAAUAUUACUCGAAUCGCAAAUAUAAAGAAAAAUUUAGAUUUAUGUAAAUAUUAAGGCUAGGCUAGAUGCGUAAUAGAUUAUAAUAAAUUUAUUUAGUCAUAAAUGGUUUAUUUCGUGAAACAUUCGAAAAAAAAUUAUGGUGAGAUAGGUGUUUAUUUGAUUUUCGAAGAUUGAGAACAUUUCUCGAUCUAUUGUACAUUAUUUUUUUUUAUAUUCAUGUAUAAAUAAUUAUAAAAAGUCAAAAUAUCUUUCAUUUAAGGAAAAUUACGUAUGACAAGCUAACAUACCGAAAAAUUUAUCAUUAUCAAAGAUUCAGUUUUUUAUCGAUAUUUACUUUGAAUUUUUGUUGAAUUUAUUUUAUAUC